This is a messenger RNA of Elephantulus edwardii (Cape elephant shrew), 1830 nucleotides long. It is a transcript of the gene IL22RA1, whose product is annotated as interleukin 22 receptor, alpha 1. The transcript has 8 exons. NCBI's taxonomy places the organism in Eukaryota, Metazoa, Chordata, Mammalia, Macroscelidea, Macroscelididae. The record is from RefSeq and is a predicted model, not a curated record. The coding region runs from base 1 to 1830 and encodes 609 amino acids. Gene Ontology annotation, molecular function: protein binding.
AUGGGGUGGAGCCGGCUGCCAAGGCGGCAAAGCUUCCCAGGCCGAGUGCACCGUACAUGGCCCGAGUGGAGGCUGAGACGGUACUCCAUGCUGAGCCCAGUGAGGACUCUCCUGACCAUCCUGGCCGUGGGAUCUCUGGCGGACCGCAUCGCUGAGGACACUUCGAAUCUCCUUCAGUAUGUGAAAUUCCAGUCCAGUAACUUUGAAAACAUCCUGACCUGGGACAGUGGGCCUGAGAGCACCCAAGACACGAUCUACAGCGUGAAGUAUAAGAAGUACGGAGAGAGCACAUGGCUGGAGAAAAAGGACUGUCAGCAGAUCACCCAGAAAUCCUGCAACCUGACCACAGAACUAGAACGCUUCAAUGAGCCCUACUAUGCCCAGGUGACAGCCAAGACCCCAGGGGGCAAGUCUGCAUCCAGGAUAAGCCACCGGUUCAGCCUUCCACAGGACACUACUAUCAAACCACCUGAUGUGACCUGUAUCCCCAAAGUGAGAUCUAUCCAGAUGAUCAUCCAUCCCACCCUCAUACCCAGAUAUGCAAAUAGCCAGCAACUAACCCUGAAGGACAUCUUUGAUGACCUGUUGUACCACUUAGAACUCCAGGUCAAUCACAGCUACAAAAUACACCUUGAAGGGACACAGAGAGAAUACGAGUUCCCUGGUCUGAGCCCUGACACGGAAUUCCUCGGGAACAUCAUGAUUUCAGUUCCAAGAUGGUCCAAGGAGAGUGCCCCCUACGUGUGCCGAGUGAGGACACUCCCCGAUCUAACCUGGACCUACUCCUUCUCGGGCACCAUCCUAUUUGCCAUGGGAUUCCUCGUGGCUGCCGUAUGCUACCUGAGCUACAGAUACAUCACGAAGCCGCCUCAGCCACCGGACUCCUUGAAUGUCCAGCGAGUCCUGACUUUCCAGCCACUGCAGUUCAUCCAGGAGCAUGUCCUCAUCCCCUCCCUGGACCUCAGAAGCUCCAGCAGACGAGCCCAGAACGUCCACUACUCGAGGGUGAAGGUAGCUGGGCCCAGGGAACCCCUGGAGAUCCCACGCUUACAUGACUCACCUGAGAUCGCCUACAUGGGGCAGUCAGACAUCUCCAUCCUCCAGCCCCGCAAUGUGCCACCUCAGCAGACGUGCCCCCCACCUUCUUAUGCCCCACAGAUCAUCCCCAAGACCAGGCCUGCAUCCUACGCCCCUCAGGCCACCCCUAAAGCUGAACCUCCAAGCUACUCUCCACAGACGAUCUCCAAGAUCCCACCUCCUUCCUAUGCCCCUCAAUCCACUCAGGACAGCUGGCUUCCAUCCUAUGGGGUGUUCAUGGAAAGUUCUGAAAAGGACUCCCCAUCUGUGUCGCUCUCUAGUCCUAAGCACCUCAGGAUUAAAAGUCAACUCCAGAAAGAGGUUCUAGCCAGAAGCCAUAUCCUAGAUGGCCUUUCUCUACAGCCUUUGACCUCCUUGACUAUGGAAGAACCCCAAGAAGCAAAAUCCCAUAACCAGUAUCUGGGGUUUCCCACGGACACAGAGUCUGAUCUGAAUGAAGAGACAGAACUAUCAGGUUACCUAAAAGGCCAGCUGCCCCUGCUGUCCUCUGUCCAGAUUGAGGGCCACCCUGUGUCCCUCCGUUUGCAUACCCCUUCCCCCCCAUGUUCCCCCUCAGCCGAGGAUCUGAAUCACUGUAGCCUGCUGGAGUCCCUUGUGUGUGCCAAGGAUGAGGGGCCAAUAUCCAAGACAGAGACAGAGGACACAGGAGCUCGGACUCCAAGCAUGGAACAGCAAGUUGAGGUGAACUCACUCUUCAGAGUCAUGGCUCUGACGGUGCAGUGGGAGGCCUGA